Besnoitia besnoiti is the source of this 7731-nucleotide messenger RNA. RefSeq lists its product as uncharacterized. Gene Ontology annotation, biological process: autophagy; peptidyl-serine phosphorylation. The transcript is spliced from 16 exons. The coding region runs from base 1 to 7731 and encodes 2576 amino acids. Gene Ontology annotation, cellular component: cytoplasm. Gene Ontology annotation, molecular function: ATP binding; calcium ion binding; protein serine/threonine kinase activity. The record is from RefSeq and is a predicted model, not a curated record. Lineage: Eukaryota; Apicomplexa; Conoidasida; Eucoccidiorida; Sarcocystidae.
AUGUCGAUGAACCGCGAAGCGGCUACGGAACAGCCCACCCGGAGGGACAUGUACGUUAUUGUUCAGCCGGAACAGCUUGUGGCGCCCUCCUGGCCUCCCCCCUUGGUUCUGCAGCAUUCGGCGUCUGCCAAGGCUUCUCGGGCGGAACCUCUACACAGUAGGGCAGGUUUACAGCCUCCCUCCCCGUUGGAAGGCUGGGGCAAGUCGCGCAGGUCGGGGGACUUCCCCUUUAUGCCGACUUCGUCCAACUACACGACAACGCCUGAGUUCCUUUCUUCGUCACCCCCCUCCUCUCCAGGCUCUUCUCUGUGUCCCGCGUCUUCGCCUCUCGGUGCAGACCAGGGCGAUGAGAAAGCUCGCGAGAGAGAGGGACGCGAGAGUGACAGGCACAGUCGAAACCGGCGGGAAAAGCAGGGAUGGGGGGCGGAGGCGGCCGGAAAUACCUUUGAGCGCCAUCCAGCCGAAGUGCGGGAGGAAUCGAGCAAGAAAGAUGUGACAAGAGCGGAGGGGAACAGGAGGAAAACAGAGAAGGAGAGAGAAGACAUCGAACGCGUGGAGAGGGAGAGGAAGGAGUGGAGACUAGGGGUGAAAGACAGCGAGGAGAAAGAAUGGCGUGAGCGUGGCGAAAGGAGGCUGCAAAGUCUGCCUCCGCAUUAUCCACCGUCAGUGCUUCGGGGGCUCGCAGCGGGUGGCGCUAGGUCUGUCGCGUCGUCCUCAGCCAGCAAAAGCUCGCGAACGGAAAAGGAAACUCGCGCGCAGCUCACGCAACUCUUCAACGAAUUCGCAGAGCCGCGGCGCUGUCGAGCAUCGGGAACACGCGUGCCGCUAAUUCAUCUGCUGCGCCACACUUGCGGCGGCUGCCGGACAGAGAAAGUCCUCGACAAAACGGGUCUCCUCGCGCUCUUCUCCCGUCUGCCAGCGAUGGUGUUUGAGCGCUUUUUCGACUUGCUGGAUGAAGAUGGCGACCAGACCGUCGACGUGAAGGAGUUCUGCAAGGGUCUCGACUCGUUAUGCAGUCAGAACGAAGAGAAACUUCUGCGCUUUCUCUUCAAUCUCUGCGACCUCGACGGCAACGGAAGCAUCGAGCGCGAGGAGCUCCGCACGCUGCUUUACCACCUUCCCUUUCGCCUCUGGAAGUUCAGCAGGCGCAGCAAGCGACGCCACGUCCGCGACCGCGAGGCGCGGCGGGAGCGCCGAGACCGCCGCGAGCAUCGGGCGCUGUCCCUGCCGUCUCCCUCGGUGCUCGGCUUCGCCGCGGCGAGCGACGCCCGAUCGCCGCGUCACGGCGCGGAGACAGACAGCCAAGACAAAGAGAAGCGGCACAGCAGUGGGGCCUUUGGAAGCGAGGCGAGUCGCGCAGAGAGCGAGGCUCGCCUCUCUGGGCACGCGCGACGUCCGUCUCCCUCCGUCCGCUUCGCUUCCGACGGGCGAAGCGCGUCGCCCGGCGGCUCCUGGAGCGAGGCGAGAGAGGACUUCGGCGGCGCGCGAAGGACGCGAGACGAAGACUCAUGCGGCAGCUCACAAGAGCGCCCUGAAGAGGAGCUGCUGCUCGACGCAAGGCCGCACAAGCACCGCGGCUUCGCGUCGUCUGCUUCGUCUUCUUCCUCUUCUGGCUCCUCCUCAUCUUCUGAUGACGACCAAGAGGGAGAGGCGCGCGACGAAGAGGACUCGCUGCGCUUCGAUGAACAGGAUCACCUCGUGCGGAAGCGCAUCGACGAAAUCGUCGAGGCCUGCUUCCUGCACAAGCGCAAGGAACAGAGACGCUCCGUCUGCUCGACUGCGCCGUCCGCGGGCGAGGCGCCGGUCCACGGCUUGCGGGAGAGGAUUCCGCCGCCGCUCUCGCUACCGAUCCAGAGAGAAGAAGGCUUGACGUUCGAGGAAUUCCUCGCGGCUCUCGCCAGCAACAGAGAAAUCCACGACCUCCUGAACUUCUUUUACCUCCAGUCCGUUCUUUCUCUGUUCGCGCCCCGCGGCCCCCCGCUCACGCUGCCUCCGUCGUUCUCGAGCUUGCCUUCUCAAGCUGCCUCGCGGCAUCCAGCUGCGCCGCUGCAGGCGAACGACUGUGCUGCGGCGUCGCGCUCUCCUUCGCCGGGUGGCGACGGCCGGCGGGCGUCGACUGCGGAGCGCGCCUGCGAGAGAGAGGGUCUGCGCGGCCCUGCGCACGCCGCCGCCUCCGCCCUGCCGCCAGUCUGCCCUCCGUCGCCGCCUCUUCUCGCGGCGGAAGCGCCUGCCUCACCGCAGCCCCUUCCAGAGCUUCUUCCGCCCUCGGCUGUCCCGCUCUCUCUUUCUUCUCGUUCUGCUUCGCCUUCUUCUUUUCCGGGGCCUUCGUCUCCCUCGUCGCCCUCCUCCUCUCACUCUGGAGAGCCUCCCCCUUCGGCGGGCGCCCGCGGCGCGAGGGCGACGGCGCUUCCGGGCGAGCGGCGCACCGCGCCGCAAGCAGCGUCUGCGUCCCGGUCAAGCGACGGCGGCGCGGAUGGCAGUUCAGCGGAAAAAGAGGCUCCGGGGGGAGCGCAAGGCGCCACGCGUGGCGGGUUCCUCUCCCACGCGUGGUCACACGUCUCAGCGGCUUCGAACAAAGACAGGUGCGAGCGAGCGCGCUCCAUGUCGGUCGAGCUGGAGGGAGGCGCGAAGGGACAGGCGGGAGGGGCGCGACGCGAACGACGACUCUUCUCGCUCUUUUCGCCUUCAAGAGGUGUUCUCUCUGCGGCCGCGCGCUCCAAACCGAAGGCCAAGGCAGGCUGUGAAGGCGCGCCCACCAGCGAGAACGCAGCGGAAGCCGAGGGGGCGACGGAGGUCGCAAUGGAGGAGAGAGGCGCGGAUAGCACGCCUUCAGGGUGCGGCGGCGAGAAGCAGCCGCCCGCGGCGAACACGAAGGAGAAUACCGCCCGCAGCGAAGAGGCGACCGCGUGCCUGUCUCCGCCGUGGAUCUCUUCGCGCCGUCCGCUCCCUGCGCCCAUCCCGCACUUCCCGCUUCCGCCGACGUUUCCGUCUUCCUCCUUUUUGGGUUUCUCUGGAUCCGCCGCCUCAGGCGAAGGCACUACUGCUGCUCGGGUCGGCGCGGCGUCUCCGCCGCACGCGUCUGGCAUUAGUGAUCGUCCUGGGAUUGCCUCGGAGGAUCCAGCGGGCAUGCACAACAAGGCUGGAGGCGCAGGAGCGGCGCUUCCGUCGCCACCUCCGCGCCUCGGCGUCGACCGCCCGCUAGAGCUCGUUGUGUCGAGUGCUGUCUCCGCCGCUGGGCGGCGCGUCGCCGUCCUCGGUGAGGUCUGCGGGGUUCGGUUUGGCGGGCGGCGUCUCUACGUCGCGCGCGCCCUCUUCUCCUUCACCGGCGUCGUCCUCGCCUCCGACGCCGUCCUCGUUGCGGUCUUGCAACCUCGUCGUUCCGCUGAGCGACGAGACCGGCGGCGGCGCCCAAGGGCCGCCAGUCAGCGGCUUCCUCACGGCGUCGAUCGCUGGCUCGUUCUUCGGCGAGUGCGCACAGUCGGACGCCGGUCGGAAGCGCACCCGCCACCUCUCGCUGCCGCCUCUUCGGCGCUCGCGCGGCGGGGGAGGACGCCUGCGCACCGAGGAGGAAGAAGACGAGGAGGGCGACACCACGACGGAAACCGAAGAAGACGAGCUGCGCGCAACGGCGGCGGCAGCGGCGGCUCUCGCGUGGCAGCGACGCGAGGCGGGAAGGCACCGCGGCAGGGGACAGGAGGCCCCACAGGGGACGUCUCGCCUGCUGCUCGGCGGUGGCGCAAGGCGGAGACGGUCCAGAGGCGGGGCGGCGGCAGAAGGGCGAGGGCGCAGUGGAAGCUCGGGUCGCCGACGCAGCGAGAGCGAGGAAGAAGAAGCCGGGGACGGGGGGAGGAGGACGCGGAGGUGGCGAUCCUGUAUCAGCCGGCGCGGCGGCGCACGGUCAGCGCGUAUGCCCGGUCGCUCUCUCGCGGCACGAACUUGGUGGGUUCGGUGAUCUCUGGAGGCGCGCGCUCGUUUCUCACGCGCGUCGGCUUCGGGCGAGGUGCGGGAGACGGCGAGCCCUUCUUCCUCAGCUUCCUCGGCAACGAGGAUCGACUCCAGAUGCACGGGUGGCUCUGGAAAGUCGGUCAGCACUUCGGCGGCUGGAUUCGGCGCUACUACUUCUUGACCGGUCGCCACCUAUGGUGGCAGUCUCAGAUCUUAAGCACCCGCCCCGCGAACUGCUUGUACCUUCACGGCUGCUCAGUCCAUGCGCUCGUCGACGACCCCUACCGCACGAGCGAGCCCCAGGCAGCCCGAGCCACUUCGCCCUCCUUCACAUCGCCGGUGACUGGCACCCGCGGGCGCUUCGGGCUCGAAAUUCUCAAGCCGAGCGGCCGCGUCGCGAAGCGCCUCUAUGCCAUAGACGCCGACGACAGGCAAAACUGGCUGAGGGCUCUACAGGUCGCCUGCGGCGUGGAGGACUUCCACGACUUUUACUGUCUGCAUGCAGAAGAGGUGCUCGGUCAUGGGAAGUUCGCAGCUGUCAAGCUUGGGCAUGCCAAGGCGACGGGGCAGAUGGUCGCGGUGAAGAUCCUCAACAGAAGCAACCUGAGGACUGAAGAGGACAGGGAGUUCACGAGGCGCGAGUUGGAGGUCGUCAAGGUCCUGCAGCACCCUAACCUCGUGCGCACCGUUGACGUCUUCGGCCGCAGUGGCACAGCGCCCUACGCGUACAUCGUGAUGGAGCUUCUUCCCCACAGGGAUCUCGCCACGCUCAUUCGCCUGACUCGAGUCAUUCAGUAUCUGUCUCUGAAGCUGCUCCUGCGCCAGCGGCGGCAGUUCCUCCAGGCCAGGGGGUGCGUCCCGGCGUCGGCGUCGAUCCACAUCUCCGCGCUACCCCGCCCGAAUCCUCUGCUUUUUCCUCCUCUCUCUGCCGCGCCGUCGCCCUUUCGGAACCCCGACACGCUUGCGCUGCCCCCGCGCAACCUCGCCGUCUUAAUGCCGUCUGCGCCGUCUUCGCCGUCUUCGCCUUCUUCGCCGUCCGCGGCCUCUGCGGCCUCCCCGGCGCGUGCGGCGGUCGCGUCGCCGCUCUGCGCGGAGCGGUUUCUGGAGACUGACUUCACAAUGGACAGCAGAUGCUUGCUGGAAGAACAAGUCAUUCUGAAGAUCGUUACGGGGCUGCUGAAGGCGACGCGCCACAUGCACGCCAAGGGCGUUGUUCACAGAGAUCUGAAACCCGAAAACCUCCUCCUUGUGCUCGCCCCGCCGCAGGACGAGGCCAGCGCCGGGGGCGAGGCCGGAAGGCCCGCCUCGCCCAGAGGUCGAGGGCCUGAGCAGGGCGACGCCGGAGCCGGCUUGCGCGGCUGUGGUGACGGCUCCCAGGGCGGCGAGGGCGCGGGGAAGGGCGGCGAAGAGAGCGCAUCGGAGGAUGACGCGCGCAGCCAACCGCGAGACGCGGGCGCGCGAGAGGCGGCUUCGCCGCUACCGACAAUCGUGAUUCGAGACACAGAAAACGGAGUGUGGCAUUACCACCCUUUUCCGCCGCAAAGUCCCGCUGGGAUGCUGAUGGGCACCUCCGGGCUUCCUCCUCCAGCCUCAGGUUCGCCUCGCCCGAGCCCCUGCGCCGGCCGGCUCGAGGGCGACAAUCCGCAGGGCGCGACCCAGAGUGGAGGCGAGGCGGCCGCGCCUGGCGACAACGCGGGGCGCGGGGCUGCGAUGCAGCAAGGCGCUUUAGCGGCCGUUUCUCGCCCCGCGUCGCCUUCCUCCGCAUCUCCGCCGCAGUCUUCCGCCUCCGCCUCCUCCUCGCCUUCUGCGCCGGCGUCGCCCGCUUCGCCGGGCUUCGCGGCUCUUCCUGCGGCCGCCCUUCCUGCGGCGGGUAUCCCGACCUCGUCCGCGCUGUUUUCUUCGCCAUGCGCGGGGGGCGGCUGGCACGCCUGCGACCCGCUUAUUGAAGACCUGAAGGGAUUCCCACGCACGAUCCUUGCCGCCGAGGAGCUCGCGGAGAUUGAAGACUGGGUGCCCGCGCUCGUGUCGCGCUCGCCGUCGCGCAAGUUCCUUCUGCAGCCUUCGCGGCCGCUCUACGGGCGCAGUCCGCCGCUCUCGCGCUACUACAGGUCGCGCAGGACUCGACGACGGAACUUUUUUCGCUUCUCCUCGGCGGCACCUCGCCCUCACGCCGGGCGCACGCGCCUCCUUUCCCUCUUCACCUUCGGGCGCCGGCGCGGGCCCCUCAGCGGACGCGAAGGCCCCGCGCGCGAGUUCGAAGAGACUGACGGCGAGCGGCGCGACCGCCGAGAGCGCGAGGCCGAGGACAGCGAGCGACGCCGCAUAGGCCGCCAGCGCGGGCAGACUGACCUCAUCUGGCGCCUCCUGGCUGACGCCGCCGUUCCCGAAGAGGGGACUGACGAAGACGACGAAGACGACGAAGCCGCGCAGUCGACCGACGCAGCCACAGGUGACACCGCGGACGUCCAGCGCGAGGCGAAGGCGGCCGCGGAGGGCAGAGGAGACGAACGCGCCCAAGGGGGGAGAGACGCGGCGCCGGCUCCGCCCUCUGCCGCGGCCGCAGCCUCGGCAGGCGCCGAGGAAGAGCGAGGGUGGGGAGCCGCGGCGGUGCAGCAGAGCCAAGGCGCGGAGGCGAGGGGGGCGAGCUUGCGGGAGACGCGACGGAGGAUUGCUUCGGUGCUGGCGUCUUCUACGACGACGAACUACCUCGCCGUCCCGGGGCCGCGCGUCCUGCCUUUCUUCGAACAGCUCCCAGCGGCUAGCGAGCCUCAGGCUCCCGCCGCUUCUUCCGCGCUGCGGCGGCCUCCUCAGCUGUCUCCCGCUGGUCUCACAGCAGGGCGCAGAGACACGCGGCGCCUGCGAUCGGUGCCAUCGUCGCUCCGCGCGCCGUGUCCGCCCUGCGCGCCGGCUUCCGGCGACGGCGACGGUCUUCCGGCCGCCGAGGACGCGCCUAGGGAGGCCAGCGAAGGAGCCAAGAGGCGCGCAUCCGCGCUGCCCGUCCUCGCCGCGCGAGGCGAGUCUCUAGGCGGGACAAAAGCCCCUCGAGGCUCGACGGGAGGCGACGGCGGUGUCUUUUCGCCGACCGCGCCCGCGCCGAAGGAGCCCGAAGGGCCCUCCUCGGGCCCAACUGGCUCUCCGCCUUCCCCGGCUUCCUCGCCUUCGACGCCGUCGCCUUCUUCACUGGCUACCUCACUCCCCUCGUCGCAUUCUUCUUCUUCCUCGGCGGCCGCGCGACGUGUCGGGCUCGAGUCCCUCGCGCGACCUUCACCGUGCGCAGGUAACGAGGCCGAGCGCCUGCAGUGGUGCGUGGGAGUUUUGCGAGAGAUUCAGGAGCGUCUCCUCUCGAUCAAGGUCGCCGAUUUCGGUUUGUCGGCGGUCCUUGCGCCGAACUGGCGAACCACUGAUUCGCUGGGGACGCUCGCCUACGCCGCGCCGGAAGUCCUCGUCGGCGUGGAGUAUGACAAGGCCGUCGACAUGUGGAGUAUCGGCGUCAUCACCUUCGAGUUGCUUUCGCAAGGCGUGCUGCCAUUUCAGGGGAAAACAGAGGCGCAGAUCGGCGCGUCGAUUCUGGAGGGGCGCUACUCCUUCGAUAUCCGUCCCAACGACCGCCCGUGGCUCUUCGCCCCGCGACCCGUCCCCCCCGCCGCGCGCGACUUCGUCUCGCGGCUGCUCUGUCAUCCCGCGCGGCGCAUGAACAUCGAAGAGGCUCUUAGACACCCGUGGAUUGCGGAUGGGCACCAGGUGCACGUUGCGCCGCCUACUCCAAAGAAGUUCUACGUCGCCUGA